GGUAUUGAAAAGCGGGGAGCAGGAAGGCGUUCGUAAGGCUUCUCUCCCACAGCUUGGCUUGUGUGUGCAGUGUUAUUUGUCACACAUAUAUACAUAUAAACACACACACACACACACACACACACAAUAUAUAUACUUACAAAGGGAGUCAAGUUAAUCUAUACGCACUUUUUCCUCCUGAUUUUCUUGCUAUGGUUGCCUGUAGCCAGACUCAAGGAAAGACACAGAGCCUGGAGGAGGGAAAAGAGAGAGAGAGAGAGGAAUAGAGAGAGAGAGAGAGAGUGUUGAUCUGCAGCCCCCAGCCUUCCCUCUGUUGCUGCUACAGUACGUGUGGAAGGCGGAGUGAGGGAGAGAGAGGUGGCAGAGGCAGAGCUGGUGUUUGUCUCUGACACUCAGAGGGGGAGAAGAGGAGAACGCUGCGAGCCGUACGGUGAAGAGCAGAGCCAGCCGCUUCCUCUGUCAUGUGUCCAGUGUGAGUGAGUGAAUUGGUCCAGAACCCCUGCGUGCCACUACCGCUGUCUGAGCAUCCCCGCACCACCCAGCCUCUGACACCAGCCGCACAAACAGGUGAGUCUUUAUAACCUCAUAAUCAACUCCCCACAGAGCUGUGCUUCAACCUGUCGCUUUGAUACGAUUAUAUGCCUUUACGAUAAGAAUCCAUCAUGAAUAUCCUAAAUGUUUCUGCAUCUGUCAUUAGUUGUUUGUGGGUGUGGGUGUGAUGAAUUAGAAGGUGUGUUUUUACAUGUCAGUUACUUAGUGUGAAGGCUUGUUUAUCCUGAGAAUGACAGGUGAAAAAGACCACAGGGACUUGGGGAAAACUGCGCCUCUAAUAGGAGUUAAUCCGUCUGAUUUCACCCUGUUCCCCCUCCCAUGUGUGGACCCAUGUGUCAGUGAAGGAGAAAGUGGGUGGAGUGGGAACAGCUCUGUUUCUGUUAUCUCAGUCUUGUUUAGAAACAGAAACAGAGGGGGAAAAAAGCCACCUCAUAUGCUGCAGUUUUAGGCGGACUACAGUGUGUUUGUAGGAAUGCAGAUUUUGUUUGGGGAGGAAUUUGUCGGGGAAAUCUGCAGGUGUUUACAUUUGAGAUUUAAACUGCUUUUCUUGAGCUUAGUGUGAGCCUUUUGUCUCGACUGCGCAUGAGAACUACUGCAUCCAUCCCCGAGUUACUGUGGCACUGACAGGAGGCGAUUCCUGUUGUAUAAGAUUGUAACAGAAAUGGCAGUUUGAUGUCAAAUGUGUUACAUAAAGGGGUUUCCAACAUACAGGAGCAGGUCAAAAAUAGACCUGGCGUCAGAUCAUUGAUGUAGGUAAUGAGCGAGAUUGAAUGUGGAUCUUUUUUUUCCUGUGAUUUUAUUUUGUUUUCUGAGCAGAUUUAGUUUUUUUUUGCUCUUUAAAAUCUAAAAAAAUCACAUCAUAGCUUUUUCUCGUAUAAAAUGGUUUUAUAAAACGCAGCGCCCGCUCCUCCAUGUCAGUUAUACCACUUGUCGCCUGUACUGUACACAUGUAAUUUGUGCGUAAUGGCAGCCCAUUAGUGUUUACUGCGGGGAAUAAGCAGCAGGUUGGUCUAGAAAAAUUUGAUUCAGUGCGCCACUUGUUGAAUCCACUUUGCUUCUUUUGAAGUUUUGUCUGUGAAGUGGCUGUAAAUCUGCCACGGCUUACUUCAAGCCUGUACCAUUUUGGGUACAGAGAGGACAGAGAAAUACAACGCUUGGAAUUUGACCGUAUGGCUGAAUGAGAUUUCACAGGGAGUCGUUGUCACUGUCGAGAUGGUUCAGACCCCUGAGCCAUGGCAGGGAUCUUAGCUGCCAUUGAGCAGGAGAAAAGCCCCUCUGUGUUAGUCUUCCUUGCUGUGGAUGCUGCUGUUUGUUUCCCUGUGACUGUCAAUCUGUCACCGAGUGUGAUGUAGAGGAAUCAGCCGCAGCUCCCCAUUGACCCUGCCACAUCCCUUUAUCACCCAUCGCUCAAUAGAUGUUCUCCCUGCGCCCUCUAUCUCUCCAUCCCUCCAUCCCUCCAUCCAUCUAUCCAUCCAUCCCUUCAUGUUUCUCCCACUGGGCUUCAAAUGUUUGUCUCUCCACUUUCACAGAGCGCCUCCCUCCCUGCCUCCACCCCCCCUCCGCGCUGGUCGCCACAGAAACGGCUGAUUCAGGAAGGGUGGGCGGGUGUCUCAGAGCUCUCGCUGCUCUGCCCCAUGCGGUGCUUUCACAGUACAUUUCUGCUUCUGUGCUGCUUUUACGGCCCUGAUAUGCUGACAGUUCAGGUGGCCCAGUCAGAUGUUACACAAUCGCAUCAACUCCACAAAAGGCUGUUUCUGUUCACUUCCCUCAAAGGACGUGUUUGCUAUUUAGAGUUACAUUACUAUUCAUGUUCACUUUUAUUUCAGAGCAAAACACAGGGAAACUCUUCAUCGCUGUGUGGCUGUGUUUUUUUAAUAUUUAUUUAUUUCAUUUUUGUGGUGUUGUUGUGCAGUGAAUAUUAUGUGUCUGACGCAAAUGGCUGUCCUGCUCAUUAAUAGUUUGGCGACUGCAGGCCUUUUUUUUUUUUUUUUUUCUGCUGUGUGUCAAAAUACUACGCUGUGUCGAUUAAUAAUAAAACACACCAUGACCAAGACAUUUAAUAAUAGAUAUGCCAUGACCUUUCUCUUACAUAAGGUUUAUAGAGCAGAGAAAAAGGGAUUUAGCACAGGAUUGAAAUUAACUGAAUAGAUCGGUAAAUAAAAAACCUCCUCUCAACUGUUUAUUUUAGGACACCUCCCACUCAAAAAAACAGCGAGUGCCAGAUUUGAUCCUGUAAUUGCGGAUGAAAUGGCUUCUUUCCUCCUUUAUUUCUUUUUUUUUUUUUUUUUUUGAGGUUGUUUUAUCCAUUCGGUGGCAUUUUUAAGAAAAAAAAAUCUGUGGUUGCCAUGGUGAUAGUUUGUACAGUAGCUAAAAACACCAUCUUAAAGAGAUGCUCUGAACAGGAAAUGAAAUCUGUGUCGCACCACAGUCAAUUCCGAGCAAGGACCCCAUGAGCUCGUGCUGCUGUGCCUGAUUAAAUUAAAAUGGGAAUUUGUAUUCACCAAGGAGGUAAAGAUGAAGACCUGCGCUGUUGAAAAUGUUGUGCUUUCAGUAAUUUUGUUGUUGUUGUACAAGCACACCAUCGACCACAAAGUCAAUUCCUUCCUACCGUGGUAAAAACUGCAAAAACUUUUGUUCAAGUUAGUCACUUUGUUCAGCAGAAAACAGGGUUUAGUGAGUGCUGUCAGUUUUCAGUUUUGUCUGUUUCGCCAUCUCAUCUUGUUUACAGUAAAUAUCUUCAAAUAUGAUUUUUUCCUUGCUUGAUUUUUGAGCACUCAAAAGCUCUAAAUGUAAACAUGCUGCAGGGUUUUUUUCUCCCUGCAGUGUUCAGCCAUUACAGUCAGCGGUGACGCAGCCUGAGACUCACACAGCACACUGCAGACCAGUCACAAGACCGAGCCAGAACAAAGAGCCCACACUGUCAUCUAAGAGACAAAUCUCAACAUGGAUGAUCACAAAGAUGAAGCUUUUUUUUACAAAACAUCACAGGAGUGUAGCUCAGGAGACCCCGGGUGACUUAUCCGACUUCGAUUAAAGAAAUUGUCUCAGGUACUAGAGUGGUACUGAGCACUACAGCCGGAACACACUUAGACUACUUUGAUUUACGACUGUGUAAUUGUACAGACUCUUCCAUGAGGUUAUAAAUGUGAGGGGAGGAGAUCUUAGUUGAUGACAUGAAAACUUAAACCCAAAAGGUAAGUUUAUAAAAGAAGAAAACACCUAGUUUCACAUUCAAAAUCAAAGAAAUUUGGUUUAACUUCGAAUUUUAAAUGAAGCAAAAGGAAAUUUUGGAGCAGCAAAUGUAGAUUAAUUCUGUUUCAGCCUUUAUAAAACUAUUAAGCCAAGUCAGUAAUUAAGUGGAAUACAUGCUAGAUUUAAAACCAGGCUAACACCACUUACUCGAGUAAAACAUGAGCAAGAAUUUAGAGUAUGACUCCACCCAAGCUUGGAAAUGAAGGUAAAAAGCGCCUGUUUUCUUUUAAAGUUCAUUUUCAUGCAUUUGUACAGAGUAAGACUUUCAAAUGGUAAAUUUUUGAGCAUUUUAGAAAAGCAGAUCAAAACACCAAGCUGUAAACUGGUCAUGGUUCAAAAACUAACAUUUGUAAUGCUUUAAGCUUCUUUAACAAGCUCCAAAAACACCUUCUCCAAAGUGAAAGCUGUCAAAUUUUAGAGCCAAAAACUACGACUACAUUUUACUCAUGAAUUACAGAUGAAAUCAAUACAACACAGGGUUUUUUAGGACCCUUUCUCACCUCAUUAUAACACGUCUCAGAUGGGAGAAGCUCCUGACUCCCUGCCCACCUGUCACAUAAAAUUUAAAAAACAGCUUUGAAAAGCUGAUUUGUCAGCAGAGUGUGUGACACGCCAUCAUAAACCACACGAGCUGCAGCAGAGAGCACUCAAACACGUUUGUGAAUCACAACAGGCGAAUUAAAAGUGUCUCAGAAAGACAUACUGUGAGAGGGCAGAACAGCUGCAGAUAUCGGCUGUAACACUGUCUGCCAGAAAAACACGCUGAAUUACAGUAAUAAUAAAAGUAAAUAACAACACAACUUUCUACUAUACUCUCAACUAUGUAGAUGAUUCUCCAACAUCUGUGGCCCACCAUAAACAAACACCAUAACACCAUCAAACCAACAAUAAACUGAUCCUCUCACAUGUACUUCCUAUUGAGCCGAAGCCUGUUGCAGAUUCGUCCCCGGUGCCAGACCUCCAUUGUCCCAAAAAAGCACAUCAAUGAGCCACAUCACUGCACACCAUUGAUGUUUCCUGCAUUACCCUGAUCACAGGAAGUGUGGGCUUUUUUCGUUCUUUUUUUUUUUUUUUUUGGUCAAUCCCACAUGCACAGACGUGCUACAGGAAGAGCUCACUCGAGCAUCAAAUCUGAGGCUUAAAAUAGCCGCCAAACUAACUCGGAAUUUACUCCUCAUGUAUUCCUCCAGGGUUCAUUAAAAGCAUGGCCAGCUGUUUCAGGAAUGGAGUAACCUUUUCUAUUUUUGAAACAGACAUAUCGGUGACCUCCUUUUGUUCUUCGGACAGAGAAACAGACUAAUCAUCCUCUUUUGCAUACAAACUACUGAAAUUUUCAGGAAAUCUUCAGGAGCUCUGCCCCUAGAGGGGUUUCAAGUUGCUUGAUCACACAUGUCCUUCACAGUCUUUGCUUUCAGAUGAGGAGGAUGGUGGGUGGGCAGACAGACGUAUGCUGCACAAGACACAGAGAUAUAUUCACAACGUGAUGACAGGUUUUGUCUUAAUAUCUAUGACAUCUUUGCUGUAGUUUCUUGAAAACGAUUCCUCUUCUUUAACCACGGAUGUUUUUAUUAUUUAAUGUGCACACACUACUUUUAUGAAAUAAACAUUAUAUCCCUGCCUGCUCACUUGCUCGCUAGCUUGGUUUUCUUCAAUAUUUCCUGCUGUGUUCUUGUGUCAAAUCAAUCGACUUGACACUAAAGUUUGACUUGGGAGCUGGCAAGAAAAUCAGGUGUAAAUUUGGGAUGUAAAUGUUAAUGAAGCCCAAACCAAAAGUUUUUAUCAUUUCUCUACAUAUGUGAACACAGCUUUAAUGUUUGCUCUUUUUUAGUUUGGACUUUGAUUAAAAACGUAGAAUAUCAUCACUUUUGUCUUCCAAAAUUCACAAUUUGUAAGACAACCUUGGGCUGAGCAGUAUGCUGCAGAAACAAAGACGGUUAAAUUUGAUUUUGAAUGAAUCUUUACAAGACCAUUUUUGGUGAGUUUUAUAUGUACUGAAUAAAUAUGCACCUUUAUAAAGAAAUAAGUGUACCUCACGUGUGCAGUAGAUAAGUUUUUUACUGAUAUGUGCAUAAAAUGAAUAAAAUAUCGGACUUUUAUGCACAAAUGAAAAUGAUUUUUAAAUAUGAGUAGAGGAACCCAUGCAGUGAGAUUGAUCUCUUUUCCUUUGGACAAAGGAUUAAUGACUAUCGAGUGUGUCUUCCUUUAUUGACUCUCCUCUUCCUGCACUCAGCAGCCACCAAGAUUGAUCUCUCUAAUAAGUUGGUGCUGUCUUUUAACUGAACUAUUCUGGUGAAGGAUUAGCUAAUGAUAACAGAGACGUAACCACAAGUAAUUAAUGUAGAUAAUGUCGAAGCAAUACAAACAGUCCAAAAACACUAAAAAAUGAUGCUCCAGUAACGUUUUUUGGAUGAAAUAUUUGAGGUGAAGACAAAUUAUUUGACCUCCUCGCAGAGUGAAAAGUGAAUAUUUAGCCUCCAACCAGUCUUAACACAAUCAGGCUCCUCUUAAAGUGGAUCCAGGAUGAAUCCCCGCGGCUGGCUGCUGUCUGAUGACUAAUGUUCUCCCAAGUGUCGUAUUAGAGCCUCUUAAUUGGCGAGAAUAAACCAAUCAUUAUCUUGCUCAUUAAAGCUUAUUGUGGUGCUGAGACCGCUGUGACGCCAUCGUAGCAAACUCCUGUUAACCUUCCCAAAGCUGAAAUGUGGUUCGUGUCUCAUCUGUGACAGCAUUCCGGCUCACUUUGGAUCUUUAAAGAUUCCUCUACACUUAGAGUGCGGGUAUUUCUGCGCUAACCUCACUCUCCUGGCCAAAAAGUCCCAUCUGGACCUGCUCUGCCCGCCAUCUGCUUCCUUGCUCUCUUGUUGAUCUGUCCCUUGAAACAGAUGUGAGGCUUCGAGUUCAAAACGGCAUCCACAAAGCCGAAGAAGCGAGGAGGUAAAGUGGAUAAAUAGAGGAGGAGGCUGAGAGACAUCGAGAUUUAUGGAGGGUUUGAACCUGAUUCACCACAGCGCCUUUCUUUUUAGCGCCGUGUGUCUCAGCAGUUUCCACCCAAUCUCUGUGUAUCCUGGAAAGUGCUGACUGCCUGACGAUGGGGAUCACUAACAGAACAAUAUGCAGUUUGUGCUUAGUCAGAAGACUGUUUCCAUUUAAAUUAAAAGUUAAACCCAGAGAGGGAGAGAGAGAAACAGGGACAUACACAGCGCUGCCAUCAUGAUGCAGGUGUAUGGAUUAUGUCCCAGUGAAAGUGACAGCGUAAUGUUAAUGCCGCUGCUGCCGGUGUUGUUGGUUGUCGAUUGCGGCCCUAGUUUGGCCUCGCUGACUGAUGCGAGGGACGUUAACUCAGGGGGAAUCAUCCAUGGUGCUGCUGUGCCCUGAGGUUUAGCACUCACUCCAUCCUCAUACUAAUGGCAUCAUUACCGGGCUUCUGAAAUAGCACUUUCCUACACAUCAAAUGUGAACAUACACACACAGAAAAAAACCAUUAACCACUCACAUGCACUCGUAAAAAUGCUCAGAUGCUCCGAAAAUAACCCCAAAAACAUACUUAUCGGACAACAACCCAAAAUAACUGACCAGUAUCCAAACAAAGGAAAGUACGAUGCUGCCUCCUCUCUUUUACAUUCGUAUUCAGUAAACACAGUAUGCAGAAAAGAGUAUAAUUUUCUGCCUGAGUGCUGAAUAUCUACACAAUAAAUCCCACACUUUCCCUCUAAAAGAUCUUCACCCUACAUAUAUCGAGAUAACUGGGAUGAUAUGAAAGGAUGGAGGAACUAGCACAACAUGUACCUGCCAAAUAGGACACCCUUCCAAACAGGGUCAUUUCGAAGCGAUGUUAUUAUUUCACACAUUUUAAAGAGUCUUCGCAGCCUCGUCUUCUUGUAUAAAUUAAACUCAAGGUUGAAUACUUGAAUCUUUCAUGAAUUUUGAUCAACUUCACGAUAUGGCUGAUGUGACAAGAGACUCUUUCAAUUACUGUGACAGGAAACAAAACAAUUCCAGGCAUAUUUUAAACCACCAUCUUUCCUUGGCGCGUUCUUCUCCUCAAACAGUCCAGUGGGAUUAGCUGCAGCUUCCAACUGCUAAAUAAGAAUUCUUGCUUAUCGACCAGCUGAUAUCUUUAAACUGAUUACCAAGCAUGCACAGUCAAACAGGACAUAAACAAUGAGGAUCAUGUAUUCUCAGACAUCACCAAUCAAUACGAACACAAAAGUCUGCAGAUCUUUGAAAGAUUUGAUGUAGUCUUCAUGGGAAAAGCCACGGAGGAAAUUCAUACUUUCCCUCUUCUUCCUCUGAUCAAAGUGUUUUGAAAGAAAUGUGUAACAAGCAACAGCGUCACAAAAAGCGUAGACUCGCUCUCUCGAUUCGUAGACUUAUUUCAUGUAACCAGCCCCCUUGCAUAUCUUUAUUACACGGGAUAAUCAUAGGGUUAGUUUUCUAACUCACCACAGGUAUUAUUAGAAGAAAAAGCACACUCUGGGUCGCAGCUUCAACUUGGCACAGACGCAAAUUUACGACAGCUGCACGUUUUUUGUUAUCCUCGCGAAGGUCUGCUGCGUCUCUCGGCAACUCUCGGACGGAUACGGAUGGUGCGUUUAGGAGCGUUGGGAUUUUCGAGACGACUGAAAAUUACGGUGGCCAAGAACUGCCACUGCUGCAAAUAAAAAAAAAUUAAAAAUUAACAUUAAAAAAUUGAAAAUAAAAAUUAAUAAUAAUAAAAAAAGAAACCGUGCAGAUAAUUUUUAAAAAAAGCCACAACGGAAGUUAAUGACGCAAAAAAAAGUGGCAAUGCAAAAAAAAAAAUUAAAUAAAUAAAUAAUAAUAAUAAUAAAAUAAAAAAUAAAAAAGUUUCUUACUGUGAAAAUAAAAGCCACAACGGAAGUGAGCUGCCCGGGACCAACAAUGAUGAUGCACCAGUGUUUUACGAUCUAGAGAGGGAAGGAUUUGUGUGUGGUGGAUACAAAACGACCCUUGACAAAAAGUGUGUGUGUGUGUGUGUGUCCUCCUAAACUGACACCUAUGGUAACAAGCUGUUAAAUAUUUGGGUCUGUAGAUACACAUGGAGCAGCAACAGAACUUAGAAAUAUUGACAAAGCCAUUUGUCAGCAAAAUGGUUUGAAAACGACUAUCAGUGCAAAUCAAAAAGGCUUAAGACCAAGUUUAUUCUCCUACAUUGUAACAUAGUGAGUGCCUGUGGUUGUGCAAAAUACAAAGAAACCAGAAUAAAGACAAAAUAAAGUUUAAAGUGCAGACGUAACCCUUUGCUUCUCCCUUUAAGCUCCCCUGAAAGAAUUCUUGUUGUUUGCCAAAUCCAAAAGGCAUUUUACCAUGAGGAGCAUUUUUAAAAAUGGCUGAACUUAAUCGAUUUUUCAGGUCAGAAAAAAGAAAUUAAAGUGCCAAGAUUUAUAAAUAAGCAGUUGGAAGGAAUCCCAAAUCAUCCUGAUACCUGGAUCCAAAUCUGGCUGUGGCCUCUGCUAUGUGGUUUUUGUAUAUUUCUAAAUCUCUCUGUUUCUGAGCAGCUCUCAAAACCAAAUAUUGAUUUCAGACAAAGAUCUUGGAAUAAUAAAAACCGUAGAAUUUUAUGAUUUGGUUUACCACGUUUAUUUGACUUGACUAAAAUGUUGUACACAUUUGACGGUCUCUUACUGCCACAAUACCAUGAUAUUUAUCUCAAGCUACCUGUGUUAAGUACUCUAAAAGUUGUUAGUUUGCCUCCUUUUAAAGGAAAGAUUAAGUCUAUAGUGGUUCUGGAAAUAGCCAUGACACUUUUUGAGUAGUCAAACCAAAGUCAGUACGCAGUCAUGCUAACAGAAAAUGCUGAUAUGAUGGUACUUAACAUGUUUAGUAUCUUAGUUUUGAAUUUUGGUACAUAUGCAAAGUUCAGAAGUAUAGUAUAAAACAAAGAAACUGUCAUCAUCCUUUUACUCUAACUAAAUUAAAUUUGUUUUUUCUGUUGGUUAAGGAUGGCAGCCUGAGCUCCACGUCCCUCUGACAGGCUUGUGUAAUGAGAUGAUAAAGGCAAAGCUGCUAGCUAUUCCUCCUCCCUUAUGAAAGCCACACUCACACUGGUGCAUUACUGUAUACUCAGAUACCUCAUAUUAACCGUUCCCCUCCACUGCUGCACCACCUGCCGCUCAUCAACCCCUUCAUCAUACAGAACAAGAUCCCUGUUAAUCCACUUGUCUCAGCUCGCUGCAUGCCAGCAGAGCUCCCUCUGCAGGGCUCAGCUGAUCCCUCAGGGACCUCCUGGAAGCAGAGAGUAUAAAAAGGUGCUCACUGCCUACACACUGCCUUUGUAACUCACCUCUCUGACUUUUUUUUUUUAUAAACACCGGCAUAUGUGCUCCUCACUUGUUUUAUUGCCAGGCACUUACAGAAGAUGCCCAGUCCAGGAAAGAAAUCAAAUACUUCUACUGGAGUAUUUGUCCCCUACGACAUCUAGACAGCUGGAGUAUGUAACCUUUUAUGACCCCUAUCCCAAAAAUGCUGGGACUCUAUUUUAAUUGGAAAUAGUGCUGAAACAACCGUAAAACCUGAAAAAUGUUUUCUAGAUCCAAAAAAGUUGGAACAGGAACUAUAAAAUAUGGAAAAAAAUGGUGAAAAUCCCAACCAAUGGUCCAUUUGCAGCAGGUUAGUAACAUGACUAAGUGUAAAAAAGGCAAUCCUAAUGAUCCAGUCCUUCACUUCUACUGUGGACUGACAAAUCAAAGCUUGCCAUUCUUCUUGGAAAUCAUGGACCAAAAGGGAGAAGGACCAAACCUCUUAUUUUUAGCUCACAGCUUAAAAGCCAGUAACUGUGAUCACAUAAGGAUGCAUAAGUACCAUUAAUCCUGUUAAUGCAGGUGUUUGGGCUGCCUUUACUACCAGACAGAUAAUGCUUUUUCAGGGGAGACCUCAUAUAUUUCAGCAAGAUGAUACCAAAACACGUUCUGCACCUAUAAAAACAUAUUUGCUUUGCAGUAGAGAAGUCUGGGUAAUAAACUGACCUGACUGCAGUCCUGACUUGUCACUCACUCAAAACAUUUGGCACAUCAUGAAAAGAAAAGUGUGAGAAAAGAGGCAAUGAAAGGUUGAGCAGCUGAAAUCCUUUACAGGGCAAGGACAGGACACUUCAUUUUCAGAGGUCUAAAGCCCGGUCUCAAGAAGAAAUGCCUGUCCCAACUUUUUAGAAACAUGUUUCUAUCACAUUUAAAAUGAGCGUAUACUCUUCAUAAAACAAUGAUAUUUUUCAGUUUGGGCAUGUUUUUUUUUUUUUUGCACUCUUUCUAAACAUCAAGCCCUUUCAAUGACCUUUAACAGGCAUCCAGACAACACAAAAACCCAAACUACAAAAUAGAGCUCAGUGUUGUUCGGGAACAAAUAAUUUACAGUAUUUUGGCUCUUACCCCACGCACAAAGGCAACAUCUUGUCACAUUUUACACCUCCACAAGUUAGGUUUACACCAAUUUUCACUGCUAAACAUCUCAUAUGAAAUAUUUCUAAUUUUAGUCCAAGACCCAAAGAAGCAAAAAUUUCUUAUGUUUUAUAACAAAAGGAAGAAUACAGAAAGGGAGAAAAUUUCAACAUAUUUUGGUAUCAGAAUAUAAUUCAUAUUCAAUAUACUUAUUUGUUUUUCACAUUUGAAGGGACCUCAACCUCCCAGUUGGAAACCAUUGAACUUUGCCAGAUUGUUUUAACAACCUUCACCAGAACAUUAAAAUGCUGCUUACACACUGUUGCAUCAGAGUUUACAAGUAUCUCAUGAGAAAACCUCAUAUUUAGUCUUUUUCUAAUGAUGAUAUUACAGUUAUAAGGUUUUUAUUAGAUUUCAGCAUCAGUUUAGGAUAUGAUAUGUUGUUGAAAAGGAUCUUCUUGCUUCACCUGAGACGUCUUGAUUUGAUUUGGGAAAACACUUGAGUGUAAACUUGUACCAUGUUUCUGUGUGUGCCCUCUCCUGCUGUGCUCACUCAGUCUCAGGCACAACAAAUCGUGCCCCCCUUCAUUUUAGGCUUGAUUUGUAUUUGUUUACUUGCUCCGCUCCCUGCUUGUACACCGAAAUGUUUUUCCUCCGAGUAUCUCUUUUCCGACGGGUUGUCCUGCUGAUGUCGACCCCUGAUGCCUGCCCUCUCAUGCGCCUCCACACAAAUGGGGGAGUUAUGGGAAUUAUUUUGUCCGCAAAGUCUGCCAGAGGACCAUCAGGGGAGAUGCAGCACCGAAGAGGUAAUUGAAUUUGAGGAUUUUUCCAACAGAGCGAUGUCUCCCUCCAUCUCCUCCCAGGCUUGAGUGUCAUGCAUUGCCCCGUGCGUUGUGCGGCAAAGGCAGGCUUUAAAUCACCCAAUAAUGGCCGUGGAGGAGCUAAGUACCUCUUACUUUUCAACAGGUGUGAUUUAAUAGCACUUGUUAAUCCAUACAUACACAGAGCUGCUCCAUUGUUUGUGUUGUCUUAAAGGUUUCCCUGAACAGAUGUUUCACAGAUUUUCUACAAGAGCUUCACUGUGAAAACAAUUAAGACUAAUAAAUCUAAACGAGACCAUUUACUGUCUUGUUCCACACUUAUGAGUUCAUCAUAGUCGUCCUUUAGAGGCUCUUUUAACUUUUUAGGUACAAACUCAGUCAUUUCCAUAAAAACCUAAUGAUAGAAAUGUGAAGGUCUCUGUGACUGGAGUAAUGAAUUGUAUGUUUGAUCUCCUCUGUUUUCAUUAAUCUUUCCCCUCAGAUGUCAGAUGUUGACGUCUCAGCCCGAGGUUAUACAGUAACAUUUUGUAAUGAGCUUUAAGAUCUGAGAAAAAGUAUGAUUAAAAAAUAUGUAUUUCUGUAAAGAUGAGUAUUUUAAACUCUGUGAGGCCUCCUGCUCUCGUUUGCUCCAGACAGAUUGACAACUUUGAAGCUGCAGUUAAAUUUGAAACCUGGCAUCUUCAAGGCUGAUUGGUUUCCAUUUGUAGUUCAGUCAGGAACAGAGACUUCUCCCCUUGGACCCCUUGUCUCUUCACCUCCUUUGUUAUCCUUUUAUCCCUUUUUUAUGUUGCUCCACAUUAUCUCCAUCUCACUUUCCGUCUUUUCUCUCAGUGAAUCUUACUCCGGCAUCUACCCUCUAUUAAGACACUUAAUAUAUUUAUUUCUCUUUCUUCAGCUUGGAAGUAGCUCUUAUCACAAAAUGAGUGGGUAUCAUAAUUGCUCCUUUUAUCCCACCUCGCCUCAGCCCACACACACACACUCACACUCACACACACGGACUCACACACAUGCAGACAUUUGUAAUCCCCGUUGCUGUGCUGUAACCCAUUUAGAUGCAACAUCUUGUCGUUGCCCUUCAGCUGCACAGACUCGCGGCUAAUGGCCACCAGGUUUUCUCAUUAGUUAAUUAUGUUUUUGUGAUAAAGUCUGCUGCUUUCUCUUAGCUGACCUGCUUUUAGGCUAAUGGUAACUGAUCACCUCUGUUCGCACAAAAUUGCCCUGUCUCUUUUGAACUUGUUGCUUUGUCAUAUGUCUGCCUGCAGUCUUCAUUCACAGGUCCUUACACACUGAGAACGACUCAAAUGUGAAAUUAUGAAAUAUUCAGAGGCGAAUUUUGACGCGCCUAUAUAUGACUAUACAUAUCAAGCGCGAUGCGAUUUUGCGACUUUCAGGGGGAAAAAUAGACGCGUCCCGGGUGUAAGCGAGAAGACUGACACAACAGCAGACUGACUGUUUUUCAGUUCUGAUUAGACACUAGUGUUGAGAUCUCUGUCUAUCAUGAUAGCAUGUACUGAGUCAAGGCCAGUAGGCUACCACAUAAACACAUUAAACUAUAAUCCAUAAACAUAAGGUACUGAGACCUAAUGGUGCUGUGACAGCAACACGAUUGAGUUAGAGACAGUGAAAAUACAUAUGGUAUGUUGUAUCUGAACAGGUUAGCUUACGAGCUAAAGUUACUUAGCUCAGAUGAAAGUUAAAACAAAGACGUUAAGCAAACUGUUAAAGCACACAAACCAUCGUCAUAUGAGAAAUCUGACGCUAUGACUCUCCACAAGUUGUUCUUCAGGUUGUUAUCUUUUUAAUUUUUGUGUUUUUUAUCGAAAAAUACUCUGUUCUUCGACAUGUAAACAAUCAGCCGGUCGGCCAUGUUGGAUAUGCCGGUGAAUCUGACGUCGCAACAACACAAAAGCUGAUCGGUCAGAAGUGGACACACAGUAUGCGAAACUUUAGAAAAUUCGACUAUGAUACAAAAAAAUAAAUGCCGCAAUAUUGCAGGAUGGGAAAACAUUGCUGAUGUGAAUGCUUGUUUUGACAGGAAAAGGGUUCGAAAAAAAUAUUGACGCAUCUUGUGUGUAAGGACCUUACAGAUGAGCUGGCGUUUGAACCUCCAUUCAGAUUUUGUGCAGCAUCCCGUUGUAUAACACUAGAGGCCGGAGAGAUUUCAAGAUAAGGUUAGCACCCACUGGUUUAUAUGUAAUCAUACUCUCACCAUAAGCUGCUGAAUGUAGUUUAUUUCUCAGCGUGUCACGUAAUUUCCAGUUCUGGAUGUGUGAGUGAUUCACCAGUCCAGAGGGAACACCUGCAGUAACGUCACACUGUCACAUACAUGAACAUCCUUCUUCCUCUUGAUCUGCUGAGAUCUGAUCAAUUUGUGCCAUUGCGUUGUCUUCUCCUUUUGUAUUGUCAAAGCAAAUUUAUAUUUCUUUGUUCUCUUCAGAACGACUCUGGUGUGAGUCAUUGCUUGUGCAUUGUUGAUUUUGUGGCUGCACAAAAGCACUGGUUUUCAAAAAAAGGCUCCAACAAUGACAGAGGGUGUCAAAUGAUUCAUGCCUUCUUUGGCUACUCUCCCCACUCUUUUUAAGUCUCAGAUGGUACCCAGCUCCGCACAGUCAGAAUCAGAUCCCUCUUCUUUAAACCCAAAGCUUUAUUGGUAAAAAGAUGUUGUUGUUGGGGUUGUUAUGUCCACCAGAGAACUCUUUAUUUAGCUAUUUCCCUUAGAGGACACCGUGUUUUCAGAGCACAUUGAGCUAUCUGUUGUGCCUUUUGUUUACAGCACGGUGACGCAUGACCUUGUGGUGUUAAAGCAAUAUUUAAAACAACACUCUGUCCACUUCAAACCUCAUGGCUCCAUCUGGUGUUUGUUAGAAAAUGAAUUGGGAUACUUUUUAGAAUAGCCUCUAUUAUACCACUCAAACUUAUUCAUACAGUCCAUGGCUGCAGUGGUCAAAAACCGCAAAAACCCAACAUUUCUUAUGCAUGAACACUGUACACAUGGAGAGUGUUUGAUACUUCUCAUAUGCACAUUUGUCAUUCCUCUGGAGCAGUCCCCUCUUUAGUUUGUGGCCGCUACCCCACCAGUAAAAGAGAUUAUGGAAAUAUAUCAAGAUUUAUUGCAUUAUUUCUGAAGGGAGUGCUAAAACUGUGAAAUUCACAGUGUCGUCUGCAUUGCAGCCCAGUUGGUACCAGUCAUAAUAGUCAGUGAAAAGAAGGGAAAAAAAAUCAAACUUAGGUAGAGAUUAAUUAUUCUAUAUGAUUCUUUACUCUUUAAUAGUGUUAAUAAUACUGAUUUAUAUGUGUGAUUCCCAGAGCUGUAUCCUCAUCAAGCCAAAGAAACAUAACUAAAUGUUUUUUUAAGUUGUUUGGGUGUUUAUCAAGAAAGGUCACCAUCUUUCUAGGAAGAGAGCGGAGGUAAAUAUAGGGGAAAAAAAAGGAGAUCGGAUCAAGAGUGAAAUGUUGCAUAAUAAAGAGGGCAGAAUGAAUCAGUAAGGUCAAACAGGUGUCAGAUUUAAAUGCCAUAAACUGAGGUUAAUUACCUGUUUCUAUUGACAUUCAAUGUUGAUUUCUUCACUGCUUGAAUAUGAAAGUCCUGAAUGCAGCAGUGUUGUUUGUAACAUUUCUGAAUUAACAUAUAUGCAUUAGUGUUAGUGGUCUUAUAUUUUCCCAAAUAUGCUUUUUACUCUUAAACCAGGAUUUAUACUGUGACUUUAUCCAGGGCAGUGAGGUACUUUUUGUUUGACAUGAUUAAAAACAAUCAUUUCCAAGAUUUCUGUCCAACCAACCGGCUAGGUUAAUGAUUUGAUUAUGAAUUUAUUUGUAUAGCGCAAUACUUACUAUUGACGGGUGAUAGUUGAGUAAUCUAAAUCAAAGAAAAGUAAGACAAGAAGUUGGAAAACAGCAUGGAUGGCGAGGGAUGUUACAGCCCAGAAAUAGAUGAGUAAAAGAGACAUCAGCCAAAAUUGAAGAAAACAGUCCAAACUGAUCCAAAGCAACCACAAACAACAACAACACUGUAUGGGCUUUUGUUAACGUAAAACAGUGCUUUCAGUAAGGGGGAAAUGCUAAUAGAGAAGUUAAGGGGAGGACUAGCUAACAUUAAAACUUAACAGCGAAUGAAAAUUUCAGGUUUAAUGUGAUUUAUAUCAGUACAGCUGGAUAAUGUUGAGAAUUUAGGAAUGUAAUAAAACUACCUUGACCAUGGAUAUAACCUCAGCCUUCAUCGAGUUAGAAUUAAUCUGCAAAAGAUGGUUGUAUGAUUUAAAAAUACUAAUUUCAUAAUCCCUCAAUGUUAAAAAAUACAGUUUUUUAAAGUCUCACACACUUGGUAAUCAGUGUUAAAUUCAAUGAACAAAUGAUCUCCAAAAAAAUGUAAACCAAUUCAUUUUGUUGCUCAACAAGGCUGAAUCUGAAUCUGCUGUUUUUCAGAGUUACUGAAAACAAUGGCUCCUGCCAAUUCAAUGGCUCCUGCUUAUUGUCAGUGUGUUGACUGUUGCAACAAGUUGUUGCAAAAGACAGAUUUGAGGUGACACUGUGGGGUGUUUUCUUUUUAUUCUCUUGUGGAAACCCCACACGUUUCUUUAUUUACAGAAAGUGGGUGAAAGUAGGAAGUAGUUUCAGUCUAACAUGCACCUUGAGCCGUUGCAUAACUAAAAAGUUACAUAAUAACCCGUAUAGCAGGACUCCUCACCACAGGUUAAACUGCGAAAUAAACUAGACCAUAAAACACUGCACAGAUCCCACAUCACUUUAACCCCGAGAUCCAUCCGAGUAAUGGAGCAUUCAGGUGAAACAACAAGCAAUCUGAGGGGGUUCGAGCCCUUUCCCCUCACAGCAUCAAGACGGCUCAGAGAUACAUCUGACCAGUUAAGGCUCCACUUUUAGAGCUUUUUAGUCCAUGUUGCAUCAGAGUGAAAAAUGGCUCAGGUAGAUGUGUUCAGCUUCUCUCAGCCAUGAUGUGAAGAGAGCAGUGGGAGGACGUGUAAAAAUGCAUAGCAACAGACUCUUUUUCUCCUCUUCCCUCUCUCUCUCUCUCUCUCUCUGCCUCUCACACGUACUCACACAGGCACAUUAACACAAACGCGCAGACAAAUAAAUACACGCCUGCAUGAAUAUAGCUCAAAUGAAGCACACAGGGCUCUGUGGAAUCAUAAUGGCCCCAUAUUAAAGAUCACACCCUCAGGCGAAUGAUGUAAAAGGCAUCGCAAAACAGGAAUCAGGCAGAGUUUGUGAAUCACACAGGGUCAUAGGCUCGGUCUGUAAACUGAAACCGCCGUGUUUAGGUGUGUGCAUGUGUGUGCGUCUGUCUCCAUUUCCGACCUAGCCACCCUGAAGACAGCUUAUUGCACCUCUGACCUACAUGUCAUCACAUCCAAUCAUGCCUGUCCGUCAGAUCAUUUUCACAGAAACACGGAGAAGACUUAUGAACACGGGAACACUCACACACACUCACGCACACACACACACAAAGGCAGUAUCCAUUUCCCUCUCGGAGAAGCAGGAUGAAGCCUGUGCAGUGGUGUGUGGAGUGCGAUUCGCCUGUUGAAACCCUGCAAUUCUAUUUCAGGCCAUCCCACACACAGUGGGAGAGAGAGGAGCAGAAAUGUGUCACCCUUUAAUUACAGCUUUUCAGGUCCUUGUAAAAAUUUUGUGCAUCUGUAGGUAAGAGAGGCCUACUUUGAAUUUCAGGAACACACCUCCAGCAAUUAGCACAUCACAGGGGCAUGAAAAAGUAGUGUUUAAGUGUGUGUGUAUGUGCGGGGUUUGAUUUCAGCAUUUUAGCGUAUGUGCUUGCACUUUUUAGGAUCCGCAGCUCCGGCACAUAAAAAUUAUGUCCUUCCAGCUUUUGACGACAACUCCGCAUGAGUAAUGCAGACGACCAGUUUGAGUGUUUGUUAUGUUCCCAAUUAUAUCACCGACAUUGUCACCUACUCUGAGAUUUUCCCGACGUGUUCUGCCAGCUGAACCGCCGAGCUUUAUUCCUAUAGGGUCAGCCCCCCUUUCAAUUAAUUUCUUGUUAGUCCUGAUCCAAAUAAGCUGCGGUAAGAAUUUAAUCCCCAUAAAUGGAUUAUGAGCUGAUUGGCGCUGCAAGAGAGCUGUUUGUUGCUGGAAUUAAGGCUUACAUAAUUCUGGAUUUGAUUGUGUGUUGACAGCCAAUUUGGACCAGAAAGUUUGCUCCUCUGUUUUUUUCUCCGUCUCUUCUUUUAAAUGCAAAACUACGGAUGAUUCCCAGCUUCAAGCAGAAGAUAAGAUCUGAACGUGUAUUUGCUGUUUUUGUACGAGCAUCCUUGAUCAUGAAUUUCCAAGCAGAAUUAGAAAGCACAAAAACUUGAACACACACACCCCUAAUUGUGUGCAUUAAAGAAAAUAGAUGGACGCCUGUUUUGGCUUUAAACAUACAUUACCAAAAUUAGAAAGUCCAUCAUCCAGGAUUCUGAACCACACACCAAAUCACAAAUCCCUCAUUUUCAAGCAUCCUUCUCUGUUGCUAUGCUGUUAUUGAGCUUUUUCCUCUCGUUUUUACAGCUAUAGAGCAAAUGUUACUUUAUGUACCAUGCAGUUUGAACCCAUGGUGACCAGCGCCUGAGCCAUUAUCCUGUAUUGAAGGUUGUGUGAGCUCCGGCACACCCAUUCCCCGCGGUGUGAAAUAAUUCUCCUGACGCCGGGGAAGAGGUUAUAGAGGCAGGAAGUCUAGAGAUCUGAAGGUGUGUGGUUGUGAGUGGUUUUAUGUGUGAGUGUGUGUAACCCUCUAUUAUUAAUCGAGAUAAGGUCAGCAGGGGAGGGGAAAGAGGCCAAGGGUUGACAUUUGGGGCUGUUGUGAGUCCAGUAGGGAGACUCACACAGUGGUUUUAGUGAAGAUGUAGGUUAGUGUUUCAUUCCUGCCCACAGCGCUUUGUUUUUAUUCUGCAAAUGUAUGAAAAUACUAGUGAGAGGACAUGACAGUGUGACUGAUUUUUAACAGGAAUAUUAUUUAUUUUUGAUAAUCCAGAUUUGUAACACCGGGUUUCUGUUUAUGUGAUGGAGUGGAUGGUGAACCACGCAGCUAUUGGAGAACAAAUGCAUGAGGUCCUUUACAAAAAAAACAUGACUGUCUUCAAAAGAUGAAGACCCAUCUACUGGACUUUACUGCCGAUCCAAAAACCAGUAAAAGAGCAGAGUUGAGACCAACUGGCAAACACUUCCCAUUUGCAAAACUAGCCACGCCCCCUUUUGGGUGAACGCAUUCCAUCCAAAUAUAAUAUCUGGCAUCCAUCACACACAGUUGUAAUACAAAGGUGAAACGUAUCGCUUCAAGUGCUGUUCACAGCGCUCUCAAGCAGUAGGAUCCUCAGGCUGCCUCUGUCAUCAAAGUCACAAAGGGGCAAUCACAGCAUUUUUCUACUCAAAUCUCAGAUAUUUCUCAUGAAAUGUUUGCUUGUUUCAAGAGAGCGAACACACUGCUUCUCAUCCGUGUGUAGGAGCUGUCAUGUCCUGUCAUUACUUUCAAUUUCUUAAUUUUAUGUCGUUGAUCUCCAAUCAAAAUAGCCAUGAUUAACAUUUUUUGACUUGGUGGUGAAUUAGUUUCGAGCUCUCAAUAUGACUUUAAUAAUAUGGUUAUUAAAAUUUAAGCUUUUAUGUCGCUAAAAACCUCAGACUUUCCAUUUUCAUUUACCACAAGUCAAUUCAGAUUUACUCUUUUCACUCAAAAGGGGGCGGGGCUGCAACCAAUAGUCACACAUGUUGGCUGCUGAUGAUAUCAACUCUCGUAUCUAAUUGGACAAUAGGAAGAUCCAUCAUAACAAAAAGGGAGAUUCAAGGAAGCAGGUACUAAAGUGGAAAUUCUAGUCAAUGUCAAGCAAGCGGCAACCUUCACAGCUGUGGUGAUGGCCAAUCUGAAGGCUUCUUCGGGCUACACUAGAGAUCGAUGGGUCACAUGUCUGAGACUGUGUCCAUAGUUUACACAGUCCACAGUGUCGAGGCAGGAGAAAAUGACUUAAUCAAAUGGUCAGUUAUUACAAUAUAAAACUCAAAACAUACAAACCAAAUCUGUCCAAUAAGAUCAAGAUAAAAUCUCGCAAAGCAACUAUAUGAAGAAUGGAAAAAAUGAAAUGUUCACUUCUGCGAUGUGAUGCUUGAAUCAUGACAUGCUCAGUCACUAGGGUCUAACUAAUUUCCCAUCAGGAAACCAUUUGAAGUGAAGAGGAUGAUGCUGGAUUUAAUCCAUCUGCUUUCCUGUAAAUUGAUCUAAUUCAUUGAUACUGUAAAUGAGUGCCAAGAUAAGCUAAUGAAUUAGUUCAGUCAUGUGACACUAAGCGGCAAGUUGAAUCCCUACAUCAUUUGAUAACACCAGAGUAUAGAAGUGGAUAUCUGAGCCUGCCAGCCUAAAACAUUUCUAAUCAGAUACAUUUCCAAAUCCUCUUGUUCCACUUCACAACAGCACGAGGGUUUUAUGUAGACACAAAAAGCACUCAGCAGAUCAUUAGCAUCUGAAGUGCUUUGAGAAUAUUGGAAUAUUACUGACACAAUUAGUCGUCAUAUUUGAUUGUUUUCUUCAUCAUGUUGUUGAGGAGGAACACACAGAGCAAUAAGCUGUUUUAACUCAGUCAGUAAAGAUAAAUAAAGCUGACCUUUUUUCACUGAUCAUGUCUUUAAUUCCUUUGUUUUGUGUUUUUUAAUUAUCAGCGAGUAUGUUUUGAUCAUCAGUACUGCUUUGGCAGUGGUCUAUCUAUAAAAGGCAGGACACAAUGGAUAAUAUCAGACAUAGACAUCAAAAAGCAUCUCCUUUGUCUCUAUCUGAGGGAUACUAAAACCUGCAGCCAGCUCAGAAAAUUAGCAUUUCAAAUUUCCAAUGAUUGACCUUUAUGGACUUUGUCACAUCGUGUAUUUGUCUCAGAAGAUUCUCCUGUCCUCAUGGGGGGCGACUUAUUGGACUAUUUGUCUUUUUACAGUUUUGUAAACGGAGUCUUGACGUAGAAUUUAUACAGUAAUCAGUAAUCAACCAUUAGGACACAUAUUGAACUUCUACUACACACACACACGAAGAGACAAAGACAAGCUAACAAAUCUUUCACAUUUUCCACAGUACUUUGGUUUUAAUAUUUCAACAGAUGUGCCAAUUCCUCGAGCAUGUGCCACUGUGGAGAGUUGUAAAGUGGAGCCAGUACUCACAGAGAAAAGAGGCUGACGUUAUCCUGAGUUACCUCUGAUUUUAGUUUGCUCACAGUGAGUAAAUAGUUUAACAGCACUCCGAAAUCCUGAACAAAUGUUUGCUACGGUGCUGCAGUCAAGUCCACAACAGGCAAAGGAUGAUUAAUGGCUGCAUGUUGGAAUAAAUAGUUUCACACGGUGUUUGUUUACGAUGAAAUAAUUGCCUACAUACAGCAGCGGGAUUAGCUGACAACCACGAACCUGUUGAGACAAUUAGUAAUCUCUUUUGUUUGGCUUUUGUGUAUUAGAGAGGAAACAGGAGUGAUUAAAUCGAGUUUAAGAUUCUGUUUUCCAGUUAAAGCCUCUAACAUUAAAGAGAUCCUUCAACCGUAUCUGUUGUACAAUGGUAAUAAACAAGAGCGUAUUUGUGGUUAUAGGGGGUUUACAGUUGAUUUUUAUGGGUAUUACCCUCGCUGUGGAGCCUUGGUCAGCCUCUAAGCUCCAGCCAAGCACCUCCUCUCAUGUCAGCUUUUACAUAAAUAAGAGCUUUUUCACUCCAUCACUCCCUCUCCUUCUCUUUCUCUCAUGCACACCCACACAGAGCCUGUCAGAGGCACAUGAGGAUGGGAGGAGGAAGGAGGGAGGUGGGUGAAGCAUGACACGUGAAAAAGGAAAAAGCGUUGCUCUUAACACUGCAUCUACAGCUCUCCAUCUUUUGUUUCUGGAUAUUUUUUCUCCUCUUUCUCGGUCUGUUUCUAGGUACUCUACGCAUAAAGGGGUAUUUUCACUCACUGAAAGCAGUGCUACUGUGAUUUUAUACGCACACCACCAUCUCUUUGUUCUCAAAAUUACCCAAUUACACAAGAACUUCUCUCCUCAGGCACAGAAAUGUUGAUUAAUCUCGGCUAAUUUAUGUGUAAAUUAAGACACUGCUAAUUGGAUCUAACGGAAGAAGCACAUUAUAGAAAAACUCAAUUCAGAUUCACUGAUGAUUUAUGAUCUGUAAACAUGAUAUGCCCAAAGCAUAUCCAUUAUAUAACUGCGCUGUGGUGUGUGGUGUGUGACAAGAAACACAUUUUAAGGGAGAUUUUUGAAAAAGAGAGAGAGAGAAAAAAAAACGUGCUUAAAAAGAGAAACACACAAACACAUCUCUCUCUGUUUGGUCUCUGUUGUAUCAUAGAAAAUCAUACAUUUCUUCAGACACAAGUGUAGUGUUGUUCAAGACUUUGCACACCAAUUGGUUGCCACGGCAACUUGCAGAGUUUUUCCAAGUGACCUAGAGUUGGCUGACUGCUGCCUCACUGAGGUACAGUGUGGAUGAGUUGUCUUUUUCUCUCUAUAUGCGAGCCCUUACAAGUGGAUAGAUCAGAAGCUGUUAUGUCGAAUAAUUACAUUUAAAGUGAGGAUAUAUCAAACUACACAUAUCACCCGAAAACAGCAGUUGAAUACAGAAACUAGAAUACAAAGUAGCUUCUUUUGAAAGAUUUGAAAAACCAUCUCUGCUCAGAGACAAAAAUGAAACAUAAUGAUGGACACAAAUGCUUGUUUUUCCCACUUAUAUAGGACUAGAGAUCUUGAAAGUACGAUUAUAGUCUGAGUAUCUCUAUUAUUAUGCACCUUUCCAUUUCACAUAACUCAUGAAUAUAACCACAUGACUAUUCUUAAGAAUUGCUGGUAUGUGUUGCUACCUUAGUUGGUUUUUUGACUCGAACUAUGCAACCCUUUAAAGCACAAAUAAUAUCUUUUACAACUUUUAUGUAGCUCAGUGUUUCAUUGAGGCGAUUUUGAUAGGCUGUGAAACGCACUACAAUGAACAGUGAAGCAUCUCUAUGAUGUGAAAAAGCCCAUGAGAUCAUCACUGACAGACUUACAUCUCUAUAUUGUAAUUUUAAUGCCUUAAGUGCUCUUAGGGGUUAUGUAUGCUAAAGAAACAGUCUUAGUUAUUUGGCCUGUAGCGAUUACUUAUGACGGCAUGAGGAUAUUAUUGGCCAUUAACACCACUUUCACAUGGAUGAGACAGAAUCAUCAAUAAUAUAAGGGCUACCACUUUGUCCACAGGGGUUACCAAAGUCAACACAGCAAAUAGUUCCCUUUAGGAGCUUGAGGUCACUUGCCAUCACUGUUACAUCACUUAGUUAUUAUGUAUAACCUUUACUUAGGCUUACUUAGUGCUGGGUGGUGACUCUGCAGGUAUACUGCAUCAAGUUUGCAGCAUGUGUGUGCGUCUUUUGGUCACCUGAAAUAGUGAUGCUGGUAAAUUACUGCAUCCUUAUAGGACUCACUGAAGUAAUCAGACACUGAGAUUUAGAAUUCAGCUCUUGUAUUAUAUGGAGAUAACCGCUGUAUAAUGAAGGAGUUUAAAUUGAUUGAAAAUUAAUCUGUAUCUUGAAGGUCCAUGAGCUUUAUAAAAAGGAAGGCAAAGCCUCUGGUUUAAAAAAUGGAAGCUAGGCAGAAAGCUAUGAAACUUUUGAUAUCUUUUAAACUUGAACUUGUUUGUGCCCUUUUCUGCAAAGAUAAAAAACUUUUUGCCUUAGACUGUCAAAAUAGCUUGCUUAAAGAAAUUGCACCCAAAACCAGCCAUUAUAGUAACAACAGUAAUUAAGAUUUCACUGGAGUUUAAAGGUUAAAUAUUGAAUUAAAAUGCAAAAGAGCAAGGACAGAUGUUCAGCAGAGGCGAGAGAGUCACUUUUUAUUUCAUCUGUUCACUCCUCUAAGGUGAUUUCACAGAUUAGUUUCUCUGAUCAUGAAUCAAUAUGUCUGACAGCCUUUAAUCAAUCUCCUGGUCCUUUAAGACUCAAGACUCUAAUUCAUGGUGUUUCCUCCUGACUAGAUCCUUGCUUGUGCUGUACUUACUUCUAGAUGUAUGUCACUUUACAUAAAAUUACAUUUACCACUUUCCAAACAUCUUUAAUGUGGCUGGAUCAUACAAGACAACACUAUCCUUCUCUUCCCAAACAUUAUCUCUCUUGAUUAUGAGUUGCCUAAAGUAUGCCUCCUCCAAGGAACAGAAGUUCACAACUCGGCUUUCCUCUCUCCUCAUGUUGCCGGGGAAGAACAGAGGAGUGUGUUAUGACUAACCAUAUCGGCCUAGCAAGUGUGUAUUACGUCAAAAAGUCACACACUCAUCAGCAGCCCUCUGUACCAGCUGAAUGUGCAUUCAGUCAGAAGUUUGGCUGUAAAGACUACUUAUUACGUUGGAACAGUUUGACACCAAAGCUGCGUCUUUGUUUAACAAUGCACAGUAGAGACUUACAGUACAUCUUAACAAGCAGGGUGUGAAGGGACCAUUAAUCGAAGCGCUGGUGCACAAAGCGGGGCUGUCAUUCCCUCCUCCUAACAGCGUGUGUGAAAAAUGAAUGUCACAUGCUUCACAGUCUUUCCAAUGCUGACAAAAAUAAAAUUAGUCUCACUUAUUUUUGAACUAAACAACAAACUGGCUGCUUAAUCAUUAUUAUUUCUAGUUUACUUCUUUCCUCCUUGUAAUAUCACACAAACUAUUGUAAGCUAGCAUGAAGUUAGCAUUCACAACACAACAGCUCCAGUCUUACCUAAAAAAAAAAAAAAGUGUACCCGUAAUUUCAUAGGGCGUCUUUAUAUUUGAUUUAUUCAAGGGGAUAUUAGGACACAAAAUGAAAUGUGAAAAAUGAAUUGAAAAAGCAAUUUUCAUACCUGGAGACAGAAGAUGAGAUAUCUGAGGUCAGAAGAAGCUUAGUGAAUUAUUUAGCCUGGCUUUGCAUAAGCAGUGGUAGCUUUAAAGCGACUACAAAGGUGCCUUCCAAUAUCUCUGAAGCUAAAAUCCCCCCGUUUUAAACCUGCCACUUUCUUCACAUUUAGAUAAGGAUGUUUUGAAGCAACUUAUUUACAAUUUGAAAUUAAAGUUCAGACUAACCAAUUAAUCCUAAAUAAAGAUUCAGGUCUAGAGGUUGGGCUGUGUGUGGCCAACAUUAGUCGUGCUUGCACCACCAGCCAUCAGUCCUCUGCGUAAGUUAACCUCCUGUGAUGGUGUUGCUCUGAUUGAGUGGUUAUGAUCUGACACAGUCUCCACCAAACUUUGAUCUAAGUCGUGCUUAACCUUAAUGCCACAAGAUGCUAUCUUGUCAUUUUGGUGGUAAUAAAGCAUUUUAGCAUCAUGGCAAGUUAUUCAGCCAGUUAUCUAGUAGCCGGUACAAAAUACAUUAACUGAGCAGUUAAAAAAUUCUGUUUUAGAAAGGUGUCUGAUUUACGGGUGUGAUGUAAAAUUAUGAUUACUUAGGGUGACCAUUUUCUGACUUCACAAAAAGAGGACAGGACUAUGCAGGGGCGUGGAGUCGCGCAAAGUUAAUUUGAGAGUUUUUCAGGUCGGAUCGAGUGUCUUUUAUGCGCUUCUAACUCAGUAAGACCACAUGACACAAAUUUGAAACUUACAUACAAAACCGUAAACGUUUGAAGGACAGAGUCAGACAGCCCCCAAAAAAGAGGACAUGGUAAAAGAGGACGUAUGGUCACCCUAGAUAACUGAACUUGAGACAUAUUAUCCCUGUAGUUCUUCUGAAUCCCUGUGGUACUUCAAGUUUGACUAAACCAACUUCUAUUUGCAAAUAAGCACCAACAUGCCAUGCCAAACCAUCACAACUACUUGAUGGAUGGACCGAUAGAAAGAAGAAGACAUUCUUAUGUAACCUAGAGAAAGGAAACAGAUUUGCCAGAAAUAUUUGUCGAAGAAAACAUCAACAGAGUGUUAGCACCAAAACAACCCUGGUAAUUAAAACAAAUACAAACCUCCCUAUGAGCCAAAGCGUCUUUUGCACCUGAUCUGCAUUCUUAUUGCCAAUGAAUGUCGCAUUUUAACUGGUGGCUAACUGGAGCAACAAGCUGCAGUCUUCCCAGCAGGUCUCCUUUCACUCAGCCUCCAAAAACUAAUGAAGAAUAGCCUCAGGCCAGGCUGGAGGCUCAAGGUUACAUACCUGUGAUCCAUCCACAAAAAGAAAUCAGCAGCACCCAUCUUAGAGAGAUAAACAGUACUCAGCUCUGCUGGAUGGAAGCUGACUCACUGGCUCAGUCUGUGGAAAUGUCUGCUGUUCCUUGGCCACAGCUUAAGCUCUGUUUUUCUGGUUCCUAAUCUGCUGUGGAGAUGGUGUUGCUGUCUGCAAAAUGCCCAGAAAGACCUGUCUCGUAGUUUGAGGAGAAAUCAUUUGGAGUCAGAAAUGUCAAAGUCUGUUCACACUUUCUCACCGAACAUCAUGCGGUGUUGUUUUUGUCAGUCGACUGCAGUAACCUUGAUACAUGACCUGCUGAUAGAGAAAAAAAACAUCCCAUCUGAUGCCUCUGUUUUUUUCUGCUGGAAUGACGACUUAAUAUUGAACAGACUGUACUCUCUGAUAAUACCACAACAACACAAUACAACUCAAUAACUACUAAUGAUUUUUUACAUACAUACAAGCUUCCAACAAUGUAAUAAUCCACAUUUAUUUCCUUCUGCUUUGCGUCAAUUAACUCUCAAAUCUCUCGACUCAUCAGCUUUCAAAAUAACAAGCUAUGACAAGUAAGCUCAUUCUUGCUCCUGUUGCUGGCUCACUAGAUAACAUAGUUGCUUGUAAAAUGAGUUGCAUUUCAUUUUCAUACUUAAGUGGUGGAGGCGAUACCUUGUGCUGUUAAUUAUUCAUGUGUCAGUAAUGUGCACAGCUGGUCCCCUCUCAAACAGCAAGAGGGAGGAGAAGACUGAAUUGAUCUCGACUCAGACAUUCGGGUAAAGCCAUGAAUGCAGAUAGAGUGCUGUCUGUCUGCUGAUAAUGAUGUCUAUGUGUUGCAUUAGUGGGAUGAUAUUGUGGUUGUAUACUAUCCCUGUUUUUCCACGGCUUAGAGGAUAUCCAACAAUUUGUUUUGGAGUGAAUGGAUUGCUUUUGUUUUGUACAGACAUUCAUUGUCCCCCUCACCUAACCCUAAACCCUGAUUUUUAUAUAAAUACAAGUAAAAAUAACUAUGAGGUCGGCAGUAAGUCAACGCAGACAUGAGCUCAGGUUGUGUCUGCAGUUGCUACCUCUAGCUGUGACAAGGGCGUUACAGCAUAUUAAUGCGUCAUCAUAUCCCAGGUGUCUCCAUCCCUGUGUGAAAUGUCUUUGCCACAUGUGUUGCUCGAUGUCAUUAACUUUUUCACUGCUUUGCUGAAAUAUUUACCUUACAACUGGAAGCACCCCAUAUGUUCGACAAAUCUCAGAAAUUGAGAACCAAUUAAAAGUUUGAAUCGCUUCUUCAUUCUUUCUGUAUCACAGCUUUUAUCAAAUCAGAUUUCUUGUCUUUUACAAACCCAAAUCACUGAUUGUUUUUACUGUGAAUUUGUGGCAUUUAUUUCCUACAGCUGUGGUCCACCUCCUCUAAAAAUAACUUCAGGUCUUUAAUUCUAACAAAAAUACUGCACUGUAAAAAGUGCAGUAACCAGGGUCAACAAAGGUUGAAAAGGGACCGACUACUUAUUGAGUUAUUUUGACCCAGAACGUUGGUUUAUUCAAAUUAACCCAAAUUUUGGGUUGACUCGAUAACUUAUUUUAAGGGUAACCCAAUCUUCGAGUUAAUUUGACUCGUGAUCUUGGGUUGAAUUGAUAAAUGCAUUUGGGAGCAUUGCUUUUACAACCUGUACCAUCUGAGCCAGUAUGGCUUUCAAUGGUACACACUCAUGUUUAUGAGGUAGACCAUAGCGCUAAGGGUCUUGCCUAAGGACCCACUCCUUACAGAUGUGUCUCAUGCGGGAUUCGGACCCUAACCCCCCGGUUGGGAACUGGAUGCUCUAUCUGCUGAGCUACCCCAGCCGCCCAAUACAUACUGGGGUAGCUACCCCAAUAUAUAAAAUCAAGGUCAAAGUUCACAAGGUUACCAGGUCACUUUAAUUGCCAUUAGGCCUAGAAACCAUGCAGAGUCAAUCGAACCCAAAGUUCUGACCCAAUUAUUGGGUUACUCUUAGAGAAAUAACCCAUAAUUAUUAACCCAUUCAAAUAACCCUCAAAUUGGGUUACAAUAGAAUCCAUAUGAUGGGGAUGGAUCUGAAAAAUAACCCAGAAAUUUAACUUAACACGUAAAACCCAGGAAUUGGGUUUAAUAAAUAACCCAAGUGUUUUUAGAGUGUGAGAGUCAAGGUUUGCCUUUCACACUGUCUUUCCUGUCUCCUCACCAGGAGUACCUGUGUCCACCGAAGCAGUUGUGUGUAGAGGAGCAUGUUGUGACAGCCAUGUCUCUGGAGAUGGAGAAGACCAUCACCAAGCUGAUGUAUGACUUCCAGAGGAACUCUACCUCUGAUGAUGACUCCGGAUGUGCCCUGGAGGAGUACGCUUGGGUACCUCCAGGCCUCAGCCCUGAGCAGGUAAACUAACAACACAAUCACUCUUCUAAAGCUGCUGGCGUUCACCUUACACAGUCACUAACACACUUUACACCUCCUCUUUAUCGAUUCAUUUACAAUGCUCUAUUUUUCGUUAAGCAUAGCUAGACCAUUUCAAAUUGAGUUGGAUUGGUCAGAAGAAUUGAAUUAUUUGGUUGAUAAAGUGUCUGUGAUGUUUUCCUAAUGAGCCUGAGGUGGAAAAUGAGCUGAUUUUCAAACAAAACAAGGGGAGGUUAUUGUUAUUAGAUGCCCUUCAUGGUAGGUUUGUCAUUCUGAGGUGGAGGGGGAGACAGGGGUGACACAGAUCAUUUAGACAUACCUGUCUGACACAGAGGAAGAACAAAGAGGAGCCACAAAUUGAUUUACUGGUUGUGUGGAAAUAAGUAAAUGUCCUUUAAAUCCCUCUUUUAUCACUUAAAUGCAGACAAGUCCUAUCUCACGUAAAGAAACAAGAAUUUAAACCUCAUCUCAAGUUGAUAACUAACACUUUCCUUAAGAAAAAACUGAGAGAAAGAGCCGAUCUGGGUGUUUGAGUGAGUCCAUGUAAUGAGGCAGUUUGUUUGACAGGCCUUAGUUUCUUCUGCAUGUUGUCGAACACUUGUAAAUCUAAAUCCAAAGGAACGAAAGUAAUUUGAGUCAGUGAAUCUAAUUGGAAAUGUGCUUUUACUCCCAGGUUUCCCUAUUGCCUGUCUGGACUCAUUUGCAGUUAAAGUGCCUUUUUAAUCGCAUGCAUGACCAAGCUAAUGUAAUUAAUUGUGCACAUCCAGAGACAGAUACGUCCUCGUCGUUUUUAGUUUUCCCUUUCCUUUGUUUUGCUCUUUUACCAUAAGAUAAACACAGCUCCCUUCAACUACACGGUAGAUUAACAAAAGGACUGUCUUUAUUUAGUAAGGGCAGCACUCUAAUACAACAGGCCUCCCAGGGUUCUGUUAACAGAUGACAGGCUGGGCUGAUAACAGUCAUUUUCUCCAUUCAACCAUCUUGACAGGAUGCUGAAAGAGGCUGCAGUGCCUCUAAUCUUACAGGGGGUGCGGGCAAUUCUAGCUUUUUUUUUUUUUUUUUUUUUAAUAUACUUGAAUGUGAUGAUCUUCAGGCCUGCCAUUUUGGGGUUUCUUUCUGCACAAUGUCAUUAAUGUGACAAACACUGACAACAUUUCAAGAAGCACACUUCAUCGAGUUGUCAGAUUUCAAAAACUACAUUUUGUGACAUAGGGUUAAUGUUUGUUGGAAUUGGCUUGUCAAGCCAUUUUUCCCCCCAAAUGUAGAAGAAAAAUGUUCUUGGUUGUGGUUGACUGACUGAACUGUGACACACUGACCACAUCUGACGUUCUUCUAUCUACAUGUGAUCAAAAAUGAGACUCUGACUGAUAGUUAAAACUUCUUUAUCCUACUCAACUAUGAAAAAAUACGAUGUGGUGUCCAUCCAAAUUUAUUCAGAGCAAGAAGGGAUGUGUUUUACCAAAUCAAACCAACCUCAGAUUAAGAAAGUUCUCCUGAUUCUGAUACAUAACUUUUCAUAACUUUACAUAACUUUAAAAGCUGCUGUGAGGAAUUUUCAGUUUGUGGUACACCCAAAAGCACACAGUGUUUUGUGUCUUUGCUGAUUUUAUUCCUUACUUUUGUUAGUAGUAUAACAAUUUUUUUUGUGUUUUUUUUGGUUGGUUGGUUGGUUGUUUUUUUGUCAACAAAAACCCCAUCCAACUUUCUUCUAACUCUGAGAAUUGUUUGUGAUGAAAACGUAUAAAAAGCUGUUUCUGCCGUAUGCCAGUAAUGACCGCCCUGACCCAGCAGCAGUGGAUUGGAUUCACACAUAAUUAUACACUCUAAAGAAAUCAUAGCUCUUGUCAAAAAGGGUCUCAUUUGCUUUGGGUAAACUGAGUUCAACAUUAAUUGUGGUCUGUUUUAUAAGCAUUUUGAAAUACUCUUUAAAUCGAGUUGAAAUCAAAAGUCAGUUUGCCUCAAAGUAAACCAGCUUUAUUUGAACAUAUGUUGGUUUUUAUUGUUUAAUCUAAAAGUACAGAUCUUGUUUACUAUUUUACUUCUAUUGUGCCAUAUUGUAUCAUCUCAAAGACACAUUUUCCCAUAGGGGGCAAAAAAAUGUAUCGCCACAUUUUACAUCAUAUUGUGUUGUUUUUCUGCUUUACUGUAUCAUAUCGUAUGGUGUUGUUAUCCACUAUUUCCCAUCUCAUUGUAUUAUGUUAUAUUGUAUCAUAUUGUACUGUACUGUAUUGUGUCACAUUGUACUAUAUCCAAUUUUAUCGUUAAAAAAUGGGUUGCAGGAUUUUUUUCAAUAAGCAAGAAACUAAUAACUGAAAAGUCCAUAAAAUACCCAUUAACAAAAAUAAGUGUUUGUUGCAGAUCAAUAUUUAUUUCCAGCAAUUCAGCCCAAUAUACUUAAAAAGCUAUUAAGGAAGAUAGUACAGUUUAGCUGUUUUUGCAGGAUGAUAGACAAAGAAAAACCCAGUUGUAAGGUAAUAUCCGCUCACAUUUCCAGCUCACUUCUGUCUUCCCAUGCUCUCCUAAGAUACUCAUGAAAAGUUCAUCUCCUGUAAUGGCCCUGACCUUGAAAACUGGCAUUAGGUUUGGUUUCUCUGUACUACAGAAUUAAACAUGUGGGUGGGUCAUAGAGCACUUAGAGAGACACAUUUCCUCUUCCUUCCACUCUCCACCCCACUGAUUAUGGAAAUUGGGUCUCAACAACUUGAACAGAAUAGAUCUUUACACCGCACUGAAAACAAGACCACUUUGAGUCAAAGGCUGUUUUGCCGAAAAUCACGCACAAGUGACAAGAUUGCUUUCUGUGAUUUGAGUGUUUACCAAUCAAGGUUUUCUUCUUUCCCCCCACUAGCAUGCAAAUACACAAGUAAGUUCAGGCCAUGGCUACAGAGUGCUACAGCUUCAUGAAUUCUAAUAUCUAUAUGAGUAUGAGGCACUGAGAUUUCCUCAAAGCACUGUGAAUAUUAGCUACUGAAAGUUUAAAGAACCUGCUACUGUGCAGGGAUGUGCCAGCAGCAACACAGAUCUCUUUGUAAAUCCUAGACACUAAUUUCCAAGGGCAGGGAUAUCGUCGGGUAGAGCAAUAACAAAUUGUAUUUGCAUAAGGACCAUGAUCAUUUAAUUCAAAAGUAAUUUCAAUCAAAUUAGGUGUGCCUGUCACCAUGAAUUAAUAAAUCACCGUCGCCUGAAGUAGCCAAAAACUUCUCUGACCCACACAAAUGCAAAUCUUGCCCUUGUGAGGUGCGCACAUAAACAACACGAAUGAAAGCUGAUGUUGCCUAACAUCUGCUGAAUAAAUCAAGAGUUAGAAAACACGUCAACUUCAUAUGUCCAUUCACGUCAAUGUUUUGAUUUGUAAAUACCUGAAGGCAGUAUCAAAACUUCCUAUCUUGAUGUUGUUUGUUGCAGGUGCAUCAGUAUUAUAACUCCCUACCUGAAGAGAAGGUCCCCUACAUAAACAGCCCUGGAGAGAAAUAUCGCAUCAAACAACUACUGCACCAGUUGCCACCACAUGACAAUGAGGUACAUUCUCAUUUAUACACACACAACCUCUCUGUGCCUAUAUAAAAUCCUCCAAUCAGGAAACAUCUUUAAAGACUUUUUUUAUAAAUCAUAAAGCACUUUGUGACGUCUUUUCUUCAAAUGUGCUGCAUAAAUAAACUUUGCUUAGCACUCACUCACUCAUGACGCUGCCUGAUAAUGUGUCCUUCAGGUACGUUAUUGUAAUGCGCUGGAUGAAGAGGAGAAACGAGAGCUUAUACUUUUCAGUAACCAACGCAAGAAGGACAAUUUGGGAAGAGGCAACGUCCGUCCUUUCCCUCUCACCAUCAAUGGGGCAAUUUGUGACAAGGUAAAAUCAGCAACCAUGCCUCCAUCCUCUCAUGUGCUCUUAUCCUCCAUUUCAAUCAUAGCAGAUAUCAGUGAACCUUUUUAGAAGUUUGAAGGCUCUAAAUUCUCUGUCCUAUUGGUAUAAAUCAGCUCAUUUUAAAAACUCUGCUUCGCUGCAUGAGAUCUUUGAUGUUUCAUCAGUUAGAUAAAUUAGAGAUAAAUAAGAAAACAUUAAAACUCUGGGAACAAAUAGUUUUUUCAGGGACCAUCUUCUUCUCUCCUUUUUUCUAUCAAGUGGUUUGUUUUCAUCUUUUUCUCUGAUUUUUCUUCUCACUGACAUUAUCCCUUUCACUUCCUGACAUCUAAUUUCUUUCUUUGCCUUUACCUCUCCCUUACCAUUUGUUUUUCCUCUUUUAUUUUCUCCUUUUCAUCUAUUUUUAUCCUUUCAUUUCACUUGCUUUCUUCCUUUUUUGCUUUUUCUUUCACACCCAUUUUGCCUUUCUUUCUCUUUGUUUUUACCCUUUCCUUUCCUAUCCUUCCCUUUCCAUUUCCUUCUCUUUAUCCCCAUCUGUUGUUCCUUUUCUUUUCUGUCUUCCUUUCCUAUUUAUUGCUCUCUCUUAUUUUGUCCUUUUUCCAUAUUUUUGUUGUUCCCUUUCUCAAUUCUUUUCAUUUUUUCCUGUCCUUCUAUGUUUCUUUGCUGUCCUCUUCUGACCUUUUCUUUUUUCCUUGAGUAACCUUUGCUUUUCUGAGUCAAUCUUUCCUCUCGGUGCCCUUUCUUCCCCUUCUCUUUCUUUCUUUUAUAUUUCCUUCCCUCUCCCCUUUCCUCUUUCUCUCCAACAGUGUGGUGGUCAAAUCAAUGGAGGAGACAUAGUGGUUUUUGCUGCCCGGGCAGGUCACGGUCAAUGCUGGCACCCAAACUGCUUUGUUUGCGGCAUGUGUGAAGAGCUGUUGGUGGAUCUGAUCUACUUCUACCAGGAUGGAAAGAUCUUCUGUGGCCGGCACCACGCUGAGAGGCUGAAGCCCCGCUGCUGUGCCUGUGAUGAGGUGCGCUUGUCUGGGCCUGGAGCCCUUCUGGGUUGGAAGCGGCUGAAUGGUUCAGAGCACAGAGGGUUGGACUUGGUUUAGACUGGUGUGGAGAGAAAAUAUGUUUCUUUUUUUCCAUGCCAUGUUUCAGAAAGUCUGCUUGUUAUCUAAUUAUUUUACGAGGCGAGCAUGUUGAGAUACCAAUUAUUACUACAGCCACCGUGUCGUGUUUCACAUGAGGUCUGCUAAGGUUUAAUUAUUUCAAGGACACAGUAAAACUUAAUUUUGUGAUGCCUGCUUCAUCUCUUAAGAUGAACCAAAUUAAAAAUUGAGAGAAAAGACCAAUGAGGUUUCACUGCCAAAACCUCACAAACAUGUAUUGACAUGUAUUUAGAAAGCUAUUAGUUUAUUAUAAGUAAUAAUAAUAAUGAUAAUGAUGCAUCAGAUUUCAUAAAGCGGUUUACAUUGGAUACAUCAUUCAUUCACUCACACAGUCACACCUUGGUGGUGGUAAACUGCCUCUCUGACCACCACCACACAACACUCACAAUCAUACACCAGUGGAGGACACACACUUGGAGCAAGGUGGGUUAAGUGUCUUGCCCAAGGACACAACAUUCAGACUUGGGAUAGAGGGGGAAUCAAACCGCCAACCUUCUGGUUAAUGGACGACCACGCUAAAUGUCUUAUGGUUACAUGAACAAUCACCAGUGUCCUAGAGAAACAUGAAAACGUAAUGAACCUCAAACGUCAUCUGUCAUUUAACAUUAACUGACGACCUCAAUUCAACUUCACGAAGUCUCUGAGUAUCCUUGUUGAUUAAUGUAACGCUUGGGUCACACAGAUAAUCUUUGCUGAUGAAUGCACCGAGGCAGAGGGCAGACACUGGCACAUGAAGCACUUCUGUUGCUACGAGUGUGAGACCACCCUAGGCGGCCAACGCUACAUCAUGAAGGAUGGACGGCCACACUGCUGCAACUGCUUCGAGUCUCUUUAUGCGGAGUACUGUGACGCAUGUGGAGAGCACAUAGGUACGGCGCAUCUCUCUUCUAGGUUUAUUAUUUCUGCAGAAGAUCCCUGAACAUACAUUAACCAAUACCGAAACACACUGACAUGUUUAAAAGCCAUUUAUUAUUAGUGUGGGUGUUAUCAGUGCUGUGUGUAUGUGUGUGUCACAGCUGUGGGGAGGCGGAGUCAGUGCAGUGAGAUGUGGAUGGUUAUUAUCAUUAAGAGCUCCAGUAACAGUCAAAGAGAGCGUUUCAGAAGAUGCUCCCUUGUUGUUUCCAGAUGGGGGCUGUGAAAGAUGAUUACUUUCCCUAGCUGGGGAGCAGGGUUGGUGAAAUAUAUUCACACUGUCUUACAAACUGAAUGAUCAAGCAAGGGUUUCUCUCCUUUAGGAGGGAAAAAAGGCUCUGUUUAUGCAUUUAUCACUUCAACAUUAAGGGUAUAUUUCACCAAAAUGAGCUUAACCUUCUCCCUAAUGGCUAAAAUCAAACUGCAGGUUGUGGUUUUUACUUGACAAGACUUAAUUAAAUACCACUUUUACAGUAGUGUUGGAGAUAGCUGCCAUCACAUUACCAUAAUUAGGCUGUUUAAGCUGGACCCCUUGUGUAUUUUAAUGAUUAUCAUGUUUCUGGUGCCUUAAAAAAUUAAUUUUCUGGGGCACCAGUUUGGCUUAGUAGUUGAGUUGCACACCCCACGAGCAGAGGUUGGAGUAUUAAGGCAGGCAGCAGAGGCUCCAUCCCUUCUUUCUCUCUCAUUUUCAUUUUUUUCCCUUCUCCCAAAGGUAUUGACCAAGGCCAGAUGACGUAUGACGGUCAGCACUGGCAUGCAACUGAGGAAUGUUUUUGCUGUGCCCACUGCAAGCGCUCCCUGUUGGGUCGCCCCUUCCUGCCAAAGCAGGGGCAGAUCUUCUGCUCACGAUCCUGCAGUGCCGGGCAGGUGGGUAACAAAAAACACCAAUAUUAUCUAAACUCUUCAGUUAAAAAGUGAGCAGUGAAACAAGAGUUAAACUAUCAUAAUAAUCUGUUUAAUUUUGAUUUAUCAGGAUCCAGAUGAGUCUGACUCCUCAGACUCUGCCUUCCAAAGCGCUCGCUCCCGUGAGUCCCGCCACAGCACCAAGAUCGGGAAAAAGGAGCGCAGAAAUGCUGAGCAGGAUCGGAGGAGUGGGGAGGUUCGCCAGUCAGCCCCACCACCUUUGCCUGACCGUCUAUCUGCCGAAAGUGACCCCCUGUCUGGACAGAUGGACCGUUUAAGCCUAUCCUCUAGCCAGACCCCAAGCAGGACACCUAACCGCACACCAAGUCGCACUCCAAGCCGCGCCCCAAGCCUUAACCAGGUGUGGAUGAGCCGGGAUGACCCAUAUGUCCCUGGUGCCUAUGAGGGCCCCCAGCAGGCACCCUCCCCAACUCCAGCACCUAUUCAUCUGCUGGGUCAGUGUAACCUCAGACAGGGCUAUAAUCCCAACGCAAACGCUCAUCUUCCUGCUCAGAAUCCUGCCAACCAAGUGAAGAGGCCAGAUUCCUGGGGGAAGGAGCAAGGCAACACCAAGAGGACCCCUAUGGCUGCCCUGAGGGGCCACUCCUUCAAUGAAAACUGGACCCACCUCAGCCAAGAUGAGUUCAGGCCUAAUAAGUUACGAACCCAGAUGAGCUUCAAUGAGCCUAGCCAGAGCCAGGGCUUCUCUGACAAGAGGAGCAUCAGCCUGCAUGGAUUCCAGAGGGACGGCAGACCUCCGCUGACCAGGAGGAACCCCAUCAAUGCCAUGAGCUUCAAUGAGCCCCUCACACCUCUAGAGCAGACUCCUCGAGGAUCCAUGGACUCCCUUACUAUGUCCAAUGCCACAGGUAAAGUCACCUAUAUGAUAAAGUAGAAUUGACAAUGAGAUGAUACCAAAUUAUACAAAAAUGUGACGUUUGAUUCAUUUUUUUAGCAGGUAACUCCUUAGAUGGUGGCAGCAAGAGGCAGGAGCAUUUGUCUCGGUUCUCCAUGCCCGACCUGAGCAAAGACUCAGGUGUGAAUGUAUCAGAAAAGAGCAACAUGGGCACCCUCAGCUCCUCGGUCCAGUGCCACAGCACAGAGUCGCUGUCCUCCUCUCGCCCCUUCAACAACAAUAUGUACACUCCUUUGAGGGUUGGCUACCCGCUGCAGUACUGGGAUGGCCAGCAGCCUCUGGGCUUUGAUGAUAAAGGUCGUGUUGGGGUGAUGGGCAGCAGCGGAAACCUGCGGAUGGCUCCCAUGAGCGACAGAAUGCCCCGCAGACGCAUUAACACACAAGAGUCCUUCUCACAGCAACAGCAACCACAACCAAGACGUCGCAAACACCACCGUGGAAACCACGGUAACGGGCAGCACCGCAGUGGCCGCCACCACAAACGCUCUCGCCGCUCCCGAUCUGACAAUGCCUUGCACCUUGUGGCAGACCGACCUGCUCAAAUGGUAGAGCUACCCUACCGCCGUGUCCAAGAGGAUUAUGAUCGCUUCCCCUCUGGUAAUGCUGCUCGUGAGUUUCUUGGUCUUGAGCUGGGAGGGUACAGGCAGCCGCCUCACCGGCCUUGCCCCCGCACCACUUCUGAUCUCACCCUGCAGAAUGCUGGCUGGCAGCCUGUGGGGCUUGGUGGGCCUUGCUGGGGUGAUGGCUACAAGGAGGCUGCUGACCCCUGGUGCUCCAGCUGCUCCUCUUCCUCUGAGUCAGAGGGAGAUGAGGGUUAUUUCCUGGGUGAACCUAUCCCCCGGCCAGUGCAGCUUUGCUACAUCAACAACGAGGAGCUGCGCCACCGCUACAGCCCCUCUGGGAUAGGUACUCAUCAUGGACCUCUGCACGGACCGAUUCACGGCCAGAUGCACAACCGCCAGAGGAGAAAGAGCAAAAACUGCAUUAUUUCCUAGAUUGAGAGCAAAGAGAUGGUUAGGGAUGAGCAGGAAAGUGACAGAGAUGAGAGAGAGAGGAAGAGAGAGAAGGAGACAGUUAAGGCAACAGAGAGGUGGAACAGAGGGGGUGGGAAGGUGAGAGUGAGACAGCUGACAGUGAGAGUGAAUAAAGAGUGUUUGUGUGUGUGUUUGUGUGUCAUUGUGUGUCAGUGUGUGUUGGGGUUGAAGAGAAAAGGCCUAUUUCUGUGCUUGUGAGCUUACACAACUCUACAUCGGGUAGUGUUUGUGUACACCUACACAGAAUGAUCUAAUCAUAAGAGGAAGCUCAGCUGGCUUACACAACAGAAAUGUUUACAAUGACAAAAAAACAACUCUUCUGAUGGUACCAGGAAGUACUGACGAAACCGACCGCUAAACACGCCGUGGUCAAGGAAAAUAACAAGAUUUACGUGCUUGUCUUUGCGUGUUUUCAUGUCACGGAGAGAUUGAAAAAUUCCUUUUCAGAUGGAAAAGGGAAAUCAAAACUGAUCAAACUGAAGUGAUUGGACUGGUCGUGCCGCGGCUCGGUGAUCCAAGCUCUGGGCGGUGAAACUUACUUUAUGUGGACAAACCAGAAAUUGUGUUGGGAUAGUGAAAGUUACGUGCUAGAUUCCAAGCUAUGUCAUUGUUUACCUCAGUGGAAUCCAAAUGCUGCUGGAAUAUAGUGUUGGCUCGCUAGCCCUGUUAUCACCUUGUACAAAUAGUCUGUUGAACUUUGUGCUCUACAUAGCCAGCUCUCUCCAUGCUUAACCAAGGACAGAGAGCCAGACAGCCUCUGCUCCUUGACCAUUCAGGCACAGUAACGUCAGGUAUGGUCCCGUUUUCUCUUCUGCAACAUGCUUUGUAUUUUAAGAGUUACUUAUAGAUGAUUAAGAAUAAUAAAAUAAUAGUGCAAACAAUAAUGAUAAUACAAUUGCAAAUAGUGAUUAUUAUAGUAUUAAAAAACAAUACCUGUUUAAUGUAUAUAUAAUAAUAAACUUAAUAAAAUAAUGGUUGUAGUAAUGUAAAUGUUCUGUACAUAUUGUCUUAAAUAUUUAUAUAUAUUUUGUAACUAAAGAAUCAUUAUUUGUAUAACAUAAUGUAGAGAUAGGGAGACUUGCAUGUUAAUUUGUUGUCGUUGUCUCAUACUGAAAAUAAAGUGUACUUCAUUGAACAACCAGGAAGUUGUCCCUUAAGGCUAUAUGAGGUUACACUAAAGGUAACAUACGUGUUGAAUCAGCUUGAGUGACACGUGAGCCCCAGACUGCACACAACUUCUGAGCCGGUUUUAAGUAUGUAGUGUGUUUGCAUAUGAAAAAAAAAAUUAAAAGGUACUUUUACAAAGUUUCCAUUAUUUUCCUAUUAUUAAAAUCCCCUUUUCAGGUCGACAUUUUGACAUGCCACAGCACGAAAGCACAGGUGAAUGAAGAAUGUCUUUGUUUGGGUUAAUGGCUCCAUGAAGCCAUGCCAGUGAGCCUGCACAAUAACAGGACUGUGGAACUGGCUCUUUGUAAAUGGACUGCAGCUAUUUUGAGUUUUUUUCAAUCACAUCUGUGAUUUUCCCGCCAUGACAUAUCAAAGUUGUCAUUCGUGAAGGUCGCCUGUGGUUCCUUUAACUCAAUGCACAAGGCAAACUGGCUGACUGGAGCAGGAACUGCUAACCACAGACUAAAUCGAGGACCACAAAGGAGUUCGUUUACUUUGUUUACUGGUCAAAAAUGAUUUAUUGAAGUAAUGGGGCUUCAAAAUGGGAGUAGAAUAACCAAACAUUUGGCCCAGUGGUUUGAUGGGAGCUCUCCGUGUUCAGGGUUUGCCAUAGAAGUUGUGCUUCUUAUUUUAACUUCAAUAAACACUUUUCUUUAUGUGUGCAUCUGC
Messenger RNA from Xyrichtys novacula (pearly razorfish), 39092 nucleotides. NCBI's taxonomy places the organism in Eukaryota, Metazoa, Chordata, Actinopteri, Labriformes, Labridae. The record is from the annotation of a GenBank genome assembly.